Molecule: messenger RNA, 6155 nt
Organism: Astrephomene gubernaculifera
Lineage: Eukaryota; Viridiplantae; Chlorophyta; Chlorophyceae; Chlamydomonadales; Astrephomenaceae
Source: the annotation of a GenBank genome assembly
GCUAUCUUUGCCGCUAGUAAGACACCUACAAAGGCGUUCAAUGCUUAUAGUUAAAUCCGCAACUUAUGUUAGGGUAACGCCAUGCAUUUAAUAACUGUCUAUCCCGACACGAUCAAAGUCAAAGACUGUGCACACUGAAUGAUACCAUUUUAUCAUUAACUACUGAGUACAUGCGCCGGGCGCUAUGUCGACGCAUAGGUUUCCUUAAUUGAGCGAGGGCGGCUAUCAUGGCGUGGGCUACGCGCUGCUCGCGCGUACAACUUCCAUAUCGCCUGCUGAUUAGCAUUGUUGUGGUAACAGUCUGCAAUUUAGUGGGACUACCGGCGGAUGCAGCGACGUCGCCAUCGGGGUCCUGUCCUGCAAGCUGCUCCGCGCCCACGGCUUGCCCGCUGCCGCUGUUCUCCGCUCAGCGCUGGUCGGAGAUCUCUGGCUCCGCGCUUCUUAAGGCCGGCUGGUCCACCCUGACCAACGGCACAACCAACUUAGCGUUCGGCGUGCCCUCUGGUGGCGCCGCUGUGAUCUUUGACGCACCGGACUCCGUCAGCUGCUUCCUAGCAAGACAGCUCAAAAGCAGCACUUCUGGGCAAAAGCUGACGUUGCCGCUAACAGGUUCAGUAGUUGUCUCGCUAGCAAGGAAUGCGGAUGGCAGCUGUCCGCUCACUGCGCCGUACUUUGGCACUGCUUCCUCGUGGGUUGCGGAUGUCUUGGCGCUCAAGCUCAACGUCCUUUACAGCCGGCUGCUUUCUGUAGUGACAGGCGCGAUUGCGGUUGGGGACGCAGUGUUUGCCACUUCAUACGGCAUUGACGUGUGCGCUUGCCGUACGGUCGAGCGUGUUGCGGACGAGGCGCAACUGUACAUGGCGGGCCUUAUGGAGGCUGACGGUGCGCCGCCGUAUGAUACUUGUGCAUCCGAUUUGGUGACUCAAUACGGCAGUUCGUCGUGCAAAGUGCCAGAUACUGUGAACUGGUUGUGUGUCGGAGAGUCAGCCAGUGCAGUUGUGGAGCCGCCACCGGCGUCGCCACAGGCAUCAUCCUUGCAACCACCGUCACCACCGCCACCUUCGCCAUCGCCGUCACCUCCGCGACCGCCCCCGCAACUGCCGCCAUCACCGUUACCUCCUUCACCACCGCCGCCGUCGCCACCACCAUCUUCUCCACCACCGCCGUCGCCAUCGCCGCCGUUGCCACCGCCGCCAUCACCACCACCACGGUCGCCACCACCGCCGUCGCCACCUCCGCCGCCACCUCCGCCAUCGCCACCUCCGCCGUCACCACCGCCGCCGUCGCCACCGCCGCCGUCGCCACCACCACCUUCUCCACCACCGCCGUCACCACAGCCGCCGUCGCCACUUCCGCCGUCGCCACUUCCGCCGUCGCCACCGCCGCCGUCACCACCGCCGCCGUCACCACCACCGCCAUCGCCACCUCCGCCGUCGCCACCUCCGCCAUCGCCACCUUCGCCAUCGCCACCGCCGCCGUCGCCACCGCCGCCAUCGCCACCGCCGCCGUCGCCACCUCCGCCAUCGCCACCGCCGCCGUUACCACCGCCGCCAUCGCCACCGCCGCCGUCACCACGGCCGCCGUCACCACCUCCGCCGUCGCCACGGCCGCCAUCGCCACUGCCGCCGUCGCCAUCUCCGCCGUCGCCACCCAGCCCACGUCCACCGCGUUCUCCAUCGCCACCGCCUCCACCACCGUCGCCACUGCCGCCACCACCGCCAUCGCCGCCAUCACUGCCCCCACCAUCUCCCCCGCCUCCCUCACAGCCUCCGCCGUCGCUGCCCCCACCUGCGACUCCAUUGCCUCCAAGCCCCUCGCCACCGCGGCCCAGUCCACGUCCGCCGCGGCCCAGUCCACGUCCGCCGCGGCCCAGUCCACGUCCGCCGCGGCCACCGCCGCCAACGAAGCGGCCACCGCCACCUCGGCCGCCACCGCCGCGGCCGCCACCCCCGCCACCCCCCUCACCGUUGCCGCCGCCCACCUCGCCUCCACUACCGCCACCACCUUCGCCACUUAAGCCGCCUCGUAACCCACCCCCGCCUCGCCUGCCUUCUCCACCGCCGCCCUCACCGCCUCCCCCGUCACCCCCACCUCCGUCACCGCCACCUCCGUCGCCACCUCCCCCCUCACCACCACCUCCGUCACCGCCUCCUCCAGUCCCUCCGCCGCCCUCACCACCGCCACCUUCACCACCCCCACCUUCGCCCCCGCCUCCGUCACCCCCACCGCCGUCACCCCCACCGCCGUCACCCCCUCCCCCUUCACCUGAACCACCUUCUCCGCAGCCCCCGUCAACGCCACCACCGUCGCCGCCACCCCCGUCACCGCCGCCUCCAUCACCGCGGCCGCUGUCUCCGCGGCCACCCUCACCGCGGCUCGUGUCACAGCCGCCUCCCUCCCCACGGCCACCUUCACUACCACCUCCCUCACCUCCUCCACCCUCCCCUCUGCCGCCGUCUCCAUUGCCGCCUUCGCUACCACCUCCGUCACCUCCGCCACCUUCGCCCCCGCCUCCAUCGCCUCCACCUCCGUCACCGCCGCCGCCGGGGCCGCCUCCUCCUUCACCGCCCCCACCUUCACCGCCCCCACCCUCGCCGCCGCCGCCAGCCCCUCCACCGCCUUCACCCCCUCCACCGCUCCCGCCCCCGCCCCCCUCUCCAACACCUCCACCCAAGCCACGGCCUCCGCCCAAGAAGCCGCCACCGCCACGCCCUAACCCCCCUUCACCCCUUCCCCCGUCACCACCACCACCAUCACCACAACCACCACCACCACCACCACCGCCACCUUCCCCACCCUCCCCGCCUCCGCCUGAUCCUCCCCCGCCGCCACCCUCACCACCACCUCCACCACCGCCCUCAUCCCCACUAUCCCCACUUCCGUCCCUUCUGCCGCCACCGCCGGCGCUUCCAGCCCCUGUAACACCUCCACCUCAGUCGCCGCCACCAAGCAUGCCACCGCCGGUGCUCCCCGCCGAGCCAGACGCCUUACCCCCAACCGCGGAAGAUUCAUCACCACCACCAUCAUCACCACCGCCGCCCAGCCGCAGCCCCCCACCCAAGCAGAAACCGCCCCCACCCUCCAAGCGGCCACCCUCCCCUCGACCGCCUUCUCCAUCCCCGCCAAUCCAGCCUGCACGCAAGUCGCCUCCGCCCUCGCCUCCCCCGCCACCCUCACCACUGCCGCCAACCACUCCCCUGCCAUCCACACCCUCACCCCCACCACCCCCACCACCCUCCUCCUCCAAGCCACCUACCCGCUCCAAGCCUCCGCCCAAGUCCCCUCCACCCUCACCCGCACCUCCCAACAGCCCGCCAUCCUCUCCCCCCGCUACACCUGCUGCCACACCUCCUCCUCCGCCUCCCUCCGCCGUCCUAGCCGCCUUCCCCUUCGGCUCCUGCCUGUCCCGCGGGUCAUCCGUGGGCAAGGCCUACCUGCUGUCGUACGCCAACCAGAGCCUCAACGCAGCGGACGGCAACCCCUCCUACUGCUUCAGCGUGCAGCUGCCGCAGUGCCGCCAGUCACAGUGCUGCGGCAUACCCCUGGACUUCAUCCAGUUCCUCAUAGCUGACGAGUGCUACGGGUCGGUGACCAAUCUGCGAGUCAACGGUGCCGCCCGCAGCCCCAACUACCACGUGUACGACGUGCAGGGCGAAACCGCCACCGUAUUCAAGAUAACAAACAUCAACUUGCCAUACAGUCAAGCCCAGGGCACAAGCUUCUGCUUCUCCCUGCGCGCCUCCGUGUGUCCUGAUCUGGCCACACUGUGCCGGGGCCCCACGUGCGCUGUUUCGGUGGGCAAUCUGCCGGGCAGCGGCAAGGCGGCCUGCUGCCCCGUGCAGUCCCUGCUGCUGCCUUCCGAGCGGAGAUAGAAAGAGCUAGGGCUAGGUGCAUAGGAAGCUGGAGUGCAGAGAGGCAUCGUGCAUGGUGCAUGGCGGCGCAGCAACUGCUGCCCUCGCCCUCAGCCUUGGCAUCAGGAGAGGCUGAUGAGGGGUCGGUGAUGGCGGCAGUAGUAGCAGCAGCAGCAGCAAAAGGAGGAAUGCUUGGACUACUUGCUCGUUCCGAGGAUAUCUGAUGCAGCCCAGAUGGCUGCAGGGAGGCGUCAUAUGGAGGACUGACCGAGGUGGGAAGUAAGCAGCACCUCGAUGAUGAAAGGGGUGUGGCGCAUGGGCUCGGAACCUAAGCUCCAGAAGCCGUGUACCAGAAGAUGAAGACUGCAUGCACGCCUCGUGGAGACUCGCUGGCCGGGGGGAAUGAAGAAGAAUUACCACGCUGUGAACGAUACCGGUAGUCGUCGCGAGGGGCUUCUGCUCCUCAGCAGCAGGGGAACAGCGGAAGUCGCCCCGGGCAGUGUUGAUGCCCGGCGGAGGCAUGCUCUAAAGCAGCUAAAUCGUCGGAGGCGGGAGGCAGCAGCCGGGGCAAAAGUGACUGAACCGGCAACAGCUCUGAUCGGUGGCAAGCAGGCAGCUGCUGAGGCAGCGCGGGUGUGGCGGCGGAUGGACCUCCGUCUUCACUGCAGGCUGCGCACAGUCUGGCCCCGUUGUCGCAGGGGCCUCCUGGCUGUAUGUGACAAUGUUGGUUCAUGACAUGAAGUUGGUCCUUUACUGGGGUGAAUAGUGAUUGAUUCACCUAGCAACACUUUAUUCAUGCAGUUUGACGUCUUGUUGACUGAUACCUUGUGUUAAGGCGCGCGUGUGAUUGCGGGGCGUUGAGUCCAAUAUCCUUUCGUGAAGAGACAGGGAUAGGAGGGCGGGAAAGGGGCGGCCGUAAGCGUCGGGAGCGGCGUUGGGAGCCUCUGCAGCAGCACCGAGCGGUGCUUGUCGCAACAUACAAGGGCUGCGGUACGUGCAAGAGCUGUACGCAAGGGUCUUGUUGGAAGGAUGCCGUGCUACCCUUUGCGUUUGUCUCUCUGGUUGUGAUUACCAUAUUUGAGUCAAACAGACAGACUACCGUUGACGACGUCUGAGUAAGACGGAUGACAGAAACAGCGUUACGGUUUUAUUCUUGUUGGGUGGUGUACUGGUGUAAGACGUACGGUAGGACGCACAUUGCACUGAUGACCAAGCCUGACUAAGCCUGACUAAGCCUUCCUCCAGGUCGUACGGGGGGUCUGUACGGCACUGGGUUGACGUACCCCGCCGUCUUCAUCCGUUGCGGGAUUGUGUGGGACUGCGCAGAGAUGAGUGAAUCCUGUGAUAUCUCCUGGGGUGAUUCCAUGGAUGGCGUUCCGCCAUGAGUGGUUGGUCAGCACCUUGCUUGCUAUGUACCGGUAGGCUCAUAAGGACUGCAGAGGCCUGGAUUUUGGGGCCCGUUGGGGGAUUUGGCCCGCUUCCUCUACUUCGCCUAACUAUGUCUCUCUCCCCGCUAUUCUCAUAUGGGCUCGUUGAUUGGCGGGUGGGUGUCUUGUCGUACAUUCUUGCCCUAAGUAAAGCACCUUGCACUGCUGGGUCGCUGGUUACCCCGUGAUUGAUUCUUGCACAGUAGGAGGUGGCUCAGAGGUUGUGUUACAUGACACCUGAAAGUACAGCACCGGAUGGCAAUGGAGGACUGGAAUGACCUAGCAGUGACAAUCUCGUAGGUGUUCAGGUGUAAUUGAUUGGAUCAGCAGCGCAAUCUCGGUGUUUACAGUCAUUUAUGUGAGGUGAUAACCGCUAUCUUGCCCAUGUAGUCGCUGACAAUGGAAACAUACGUAGGUACAUGGAGGUAGGUAGUCCUUGCCUAACGAUGCCUACAACAUAGAUGCCGGCGGGGGAUGCCGGCGUCUAUGGCUUGCAUGGAUGUGUAGGCGCACAGGGCCCAGGAGCGGCCACAAUUGCGUAUAAAGAGUGGUGCGAGGCGGCCGCAUGUGUGGGCUUCAGUCUGCAGUACGUACGGCAUCACAGAGUACGACUGCAGUGUACAUGGUUUUCAUGAAUGCAUGUUAGGCCGAAGGGCAUGCGGAUACUGUACCGUGGGCAGAAGAACUGUUGUAUGUGAGCAAAACCAGACCGCUAAGCAGCGGGCCUUGUCGCUAGUGUGCACUUCGUCCUAUCUCUCUAAUCAUACCGGGCUCGCUGGCAUCAUCAAGGGCCUUACGAGUAGUGUUGAUUGGGUGGCGGUUGUGGCAGGCGGAGAUCAGAUGCACUCCGUUGCAUAUGCAUGUAACUAUGCAUCCG